Messenger RNA from Carassius gibelio (silver crucian carp), 1700 nucleotides. RefSeq lists its product as uncharacterized. NCBI's taxonomy places the organism in Eukaryota, Metazoa, Chordata, Actinopteri, Cypriniformes, Cyprinidae. The transcript has 9 exons. Bases 116 to 1381 code for a protein of 421 amino acids. The record is from RefSeq and is a predicted model, not a curated record.
GCCUUCUUGAUAUAAAAAUGAACACCACUUCUGUAAAAGCUCUUCCUUGAACGCAGGAUAAAUCUGAAUCAUUAUUAAUCUUGACAAACGAGUGAAUUAUUUUGAAAGUUAAAGCAUGGACCUCAGAAUCACGUCACUGAUUCUACUUCUACACUUGUCAGGCUCUCUAACACUGAAACGCAUCUCUGUGACCUGUGAUAAUAUUUGUGCUCUGAGGGAAACCAAUGUGAAGUUGAAUUGCUCUUAUGACAACAUCCACACCAAAACUGCGUUCUGGUUCAGCGAGAAACAAAGUACAAACUGGAGAAAUAACAAUGAACCUGAAGAUUUGACUUUAGACUCAGAUUACUCAGGACGGGUGAAGAAGGUCAUUAGUAAAUACGAAGCAGAACUCACAAUAUCAGACGUGAGAGAGACAGACUCUGGAGAAUAUCAGCUCAUGUUCAUGGAGAAUGGAGUUAAAAUUCUCAGCUCAGCGGCCGUCAGUCUAACAGUCACAGACCUGCAGGUGAGGAUGAAUCCUGCAUCUACAGACCAGAAAAAUCAGAUAAUAGAACUGACCUGUGAGACUUCCUGUGAUUUGACGUCCAGACCUCAGAAUUACUACUGGAAAAAAAAUGGACGAUAUGAAGAUCUUAAUCAUUCCAGGAGCAUUGAAGUUUCAUUCGAAGCUGGUGCCAGUUACUCAUGUUCUCUUACUCCUGAUUUUAUCAUCUCCUCCUCUCCUGUGUGCAUUUCUAAGAGUCCCUGCUGGGAUGUGACUUACUCCUCUAGAAGAGUCUGUGCUUUGGUCGGCUCAACAGUAGACAUUUCCAGCACAUACACACAUCCCUCUCGUCAUACUGUAAAUAAAACAUUCUGGCAUUACGUUCAGCCUGGUGACUUAAAGGAUCUGCGUGAGGAGCAUCAGUUUGCUGGUCGUGUGGAGUAUGUGGAGAACAAACUGAGAAUCAAAGAGCUCAAGAUCAGUGACUCUGGAGAAUAUCGAUUCAGGAUCAUCACUGAUUCAGAACAAUACUCUAGAUCACCUGGAGUCAUUCUUACUGUAACAGAUACGCAGGUGAAAAGCAGCCCAUCUGUUGUUUCAGAGGGACAGAAAGUGACAUUAAACUGUUCAACUAAAUGCACUCUGAACAACAAACAUACUUACAUCUGGUACAAGAACGGACGACAGGUAACAGAUGGAAUCACUAAAGACAACAAGCUGUACCUGGACUCUGUCAGCGAUGAAGAGCUUCACCAGUAUUCCUGUGCUGUAGGAGAUCCCGUAGAUAACACAGCGUUAAGCCAUUAUACAGUCACUCUGCUGGUGUUUUUACCUCAGUUUCUCAUAAUAGCAGCUCUGUGGAUGUGGUUUUUCAUCAGAAUCCCUCUCAAUUGAAAACUAAGCUGAAAACAAAAGUGAAGAAUCUGAUGUUCUACAUCUGUACAUCUGCUGUCUGUCCAUCAGAGCCGCUGGAAUGAUGUCAUUGUGUUCUUCCAUUGUGACAUCAUCACCUAGCAACUGAACUGUCAGCUACAUCAGUGACACAGUGUCAAAGACAGUGACACAUCAUUUAUUGUCCAGUCUGCAUAAUCAAGCAAAUAUAAAACCAAACAAAACUAUAGACUAGUGUUCAGCUAAAUAUUUUUCUGGAAUUUUUUUUGUAAAAAUGAAUAUAAUUUAAUAAAGUGGUGCAGCUUUUGUGUUCUGUGUAUAA